Messenger RNA from Plectropomus leopardus (leopard coralgrouper), 3452 nucleotides. RefSeq names its product ADP-ribosylation factor-binding protein GGA2-like. The record is from RefSeq and is a predicted model, not a curated record. Gene Ontology annotation, biological process: Golgi to plasma membrane transport; protein localization to cell surface; intracellular protein transport. Gene Ontology annotation, molecular function: phosphatidylinositol binding; ubiquitin binding; small GTPase binding. Gene Ontology annotation, cellular component: trans-Golgi network. Lineage: Eukaryota; Metazoa; Chordata; Actinopteri; Perciformes; Serranidae.
GUGUGUCAGGAGUGUGACUGGGCGUGAGUGUCACAUGCGCUGCAGACAGGCGGUAGUUAAACACCUCGGCUUCCCCCAGAGAAACGCACACAAAUCGGCUGCAGAUCACCUCUGGAGCUACAGGGGACGGACGGCAAUGGCAAGCGGUGACAGCCAGGCAACUUUUGAGUCAUGGCUCAACCAGGCCACAGACUCAAACAAUCAGGGGGACAGAUGGGACUGCAUCCAAGGCUUCUACCAGCUCGUCAACCAAGAGACAGAUGGUCCACAGGUAGCUGUUCGUCUUCUUGCCCAUAAAAUCCAGUCACCACAGGAGAAAGAGGCUCUGCAAGCUCUCACUGUUCUCGAGGCAUGUAUGAACAACUGUGGAAAAAGGUUUCAUAAGGAGGCCGCAAAGUUUCGCUUUCUCAAUGAGCUCAUCAAACUCUUAACACCAAAGUACUUUGGCGCGUGGACCCCACAGAAAGUUAAAGACAGGGUGACGGAGGUCCUCUACGGCUGGACUCUUUGGCUGAAAGAUGAGCCCAAGAUUCAGGAAGCCUACAGCAUGCUCAAGAAACAAGGGAUUGUGAAGAAGGAUCCCAAACUACCAAACACACUUAUAAUGGCGCCUCCAACACAAAGGACCACAGACUCUGUUUUUGACCAGGAGGAUAAGGCCAAGCUUUUAGCCAGAUUAUUGAAAAGCGCUCAUCCUGAAGACCUGGAAACUGCCAACAGACUCAUUAAAAGCACCAUCAAAGAGGAGCAAGAAAAGGCAGAAAAAUUGUCAAGGCGUGAAUCUACUCUGAAGGAGGUUGAAAGCAGCACCAAACAGCUCAGAGAGCUGCUGGACCAGCACACUAUCACUGGGACCUCGUUACAGCCGAGUGAUGACGUGAAGGCCGUGUUCGAGCGCUGUGAUCGGCUUAGGCCCAGCUUGUUCCGCCUGGCCAGUGACACGAUGGAGGACGAUGCGGCCCUGGCACAGAUCCUGGCGGCUAACGAUGAGCUAACAUUUGUCGUAAACACCUACAAAGAGCAAGUUGGGAAGAGAGAGUGUAACGGUGGAAGAGAGAGAAGUAGGAGUGAGGAAGAAAUGGAUGGUAAAAACAAAGCUCCAAAGAGUCCCACAGAGAUUAAAAGCUACCACCUCAUCGACCUGUCAGCACUGGACUCUCCACAGACACACAGAAAAGCUGAUUCACCACCUUCCUUUGAAUCCUCUCUUCUGGAAAGUACCUUCCACUCGGUGGCUGAACAGGACUUAAAUGAAUUGGACUUGGAUAAUCCCGUCUCAAAACCAACUGAAGAGACGUCAAGGUCAUAUUUUGAAGAUCUACUGCAGCUUCACGGAGAAGUUCAGAUGAAGAACGCUGAGCAGAAUGGAGGGAGCGGUCUUGUGUUGAGAGCCCGUGGAUGUGGGGGUAGCAGUACUACAUCUAAUGGGACUAAUAUUUGGUCACUCCCUCAUGAUGGACAGUUUACAGAGUCGGGAUUGUUGUCUGAAACACAGAAACAACACAAUGAAGUGUUGGGAUCUCCAGUUAAAUUAGAGGAGAGCUCAUGUCCCCCACUACUACUGAAAAACAUCUUUGUUCCAGUGGAGACCAUCAAAUCCAGUAAUCUUGAACCGAUCACUUUAUACGAUCAGUGCGGCGUCCACGUCUCCCUCCAUUUUGCCAAAGACUCCCCGCAGGGUCAUCCAGAUGUCGCUGUGGUCGUCAUCUCUACAGUAAACACAUCUGCUCUCGGCAUUAGCGACUUCCUCUUUCAAGCUGCUGUUCCAAAGACCAUGUUAGUGAAACUUCAGCCAUCCUCGGGGACACACCUACCUCCUUACAACCCUCUCCUGCCUCCGCCUGCCAUCUCCCAGGUUGUCCUAUUGGCUAACCCUCAGAAACGGAAGCUGCGUCUACGUUUCAAGUUGACAAUGAAACACGGAGACCGACAGCUGAACAAGACUGGAGAAAUUGACAACUUUCCUGACUGGACAUCUUUGAUCGGCCACUGAAAAAAAACCUUCAGAGACUCGGAUUUAGAAAAGAAAAAGAAACUCAACCUAAUGUCUAGAUUCUGAAAGCAGGGAAGACAAAGUCAUCAAAAAGGUGGACAACGAGGUAAUCAAACAAACACAACAAAUACCAAGUCUGCAUUUUCAUCAAUAUUUUGUGUUUCAAAUAUUGUAGCAACCGUGAAUCAAUAAUGAUGACAUCUUAGAAAUAUUUAUGUUGCUCUGAAAGAGCUGGGUAAAACUAUUAGACAAAUAAAAAUGUUACUAGUUCAGGUGGGUUUGGGUACAUCCCUGAUUGUACCUGGAUCAGGUAUUCACUUUUCUGCUGUCUGUUUCUGCGACUGCUGCCUGCCGUCAAAGCCAGUUUGACAAUACAGUUUGUUCACUGUGUAUGCUGACAUGUAGCUGGUUACAACAUGUCAGCAUAUGAAAAUUGCUAUUUAUUUGCUGUUGUGUAUUUGUAACAUUGAAUAUUCCCAAAGUGCCUUAGGACAUGGUGUUUUUUAAGAGUUAGGUUGUCUUAAAGAAUGAAUGUGUGGAAAAUCUUCAAAGAUUUGCAUUUGUGGAUAAUUUGCUGUGCUCCCUUUUUUGAAAAUCUUUAUGUUGCCAUUACUCUGACGUCACAUUUUACACAACUUGAAGAUUACUGUAACAACUUACUUCAUAACACACAAUAAAAUUAAAAGAUUUAUCGAAAAAUGAAGGACAAAUCUUCACCACAAUGAGGAAACAAGGGCAGCAUUUAGAAAAAAAAAAGAAAAACAAAUUACAGUGGAAACAGAAAACAUGUAUUGGGAGGAAGUGGGGGCUUUUAUUGUGAAAUAAAAAAACAGGAAGUUUUGUUGCACAUGAAGCAUGUAGUGAACAAAGUGCCUACUUUAUCACCAAUAAAGUAGAUGCUGAAAAAGUUUAAUAGGUUUUUCCAAUUGCCAACAACCUCCUCCUCCCAGUACAUGAGGUCAUGUGAACACUCAUACAAGUUAUUUGGCCAACCUAAAUUCAUGCAGCCAGCGUAAAAUUUUAUUUUAAUGUUAACAUAUUAAUUUGCUUGUUAUAUUUCUGUUUUGCACGUUUUUUUUCUAUAUCUGUAGUCUUUAUGUUAGCCGUGAAGACCAGUUCUUAAUCUACUUGUUUUCCUGCGCUCUGAGCCGCUGCAGUGCUGAGAAUCGUUAAAUCUUUUAUGUUUUAUAUUAGCAUGCCCCAAUCAGCGGUUUUAUAUUUUUAAAGCUUUAUCAUUUGAGCCCAGAGCAACAAAUUCAGGUCAACAUAGCCUGCUUAUUCAUCUGUUACUGUCAGAUUUUACAAGAUCAAAACAGGCUGCUAACAAAGUUUGUCAGAGAAUUUUUGGACACCUUAAAGCCAGUGUGAACGUUUUUUUGAAUGCUCAUCUGCCUACCUUCCAAGCCUGUUCCUCUGCCGCAUGUCAUCAAUAAAUACAAAUACAGUGUGAAACAGUGUA